AUAUUCUGAAAUUAUAAUUUAGAACAGUAGUAUUUUGCUAUAUCUUGUUUGUCAGUGGAAUUAAAAUAAACUUCUUUAUUUUGAUUUCAUUGAACAAACUUUGACAAAGGUAAACAAAAAUCAUGGCUUCUGCUGAGAAGCCCUUGACUGCUGCUCAGAAGGCACGCAUUGAAAAAAAUAAGGCAACGGCUUUACAACUCAGAAAAUCGAAGGUGACAAAGCGAUCUCAUGAGAAAGGAAACAAUAGUGAUGUUGAAAGUAAAGUAAAACGUGCGGCUGUUGAAAUUGACACUGGUGCUGGCUUUUUCCUUGAAGAACCCGAUGGGGUUGUUGCAAGCAGCAAGACUGAGAAGAAUUCUGAUCUGAAAGUUGUGCAUGAACCAGGGCCAGUUGUUGAAGUAGACAACUUGUUUUGUCUCGAGUGUGACAAGGAAUUCCUAGACUCAUAUUUGUACAGCAAAUUUGACCAUCCUGUGUGUGACAAAUGCCGAGAUGAAGAUUCAGACAGCCUGAUCACAAAGACUGAUGCAAAGACCACUUACCUUUUAAAGGAUGAAGACUUUGAUAAAAGGGAACCAGAGCUGAAAUAUAUCGUUCGCAAGAAUCCUCACAAUUCACACUGGGGUGACAUGAAGUUAUUUCUACACUGUCAGGUUCACAAAAGAGCUAUGGAAGUGUGGGGGAGUGAAGAGAAACUGGAAGAAGCGAAAACACAGAGAGUGGAGAACAGAGAAAAAGCCAAACAGAAGAAAUUCAACAAAAAGUUGAAAGAGUUACGUAUGUCAGUACGCAGCAGCUUGUGGCGUAAAGAUCUCACUGGCCACCAGCAUGAGUAUGACGAGGAAGUUUACGACGAGGAGGAGGACAGCUACUCAAAGACUUGCACGACUUGUGGACAUGUCUGGACCUAUGAAAAAAUGUGAACUGUGUCAUGCUUGUGUCAUUCAUAAUGUGUGAUCGGUCAUUGCUGACUAGAACAGAUACAUGUAGUUUCAAAAGUAAAAGUAAGUUGGACUCCCUAUUUUGAACUGCUAAACCUAGUGCAAAAUACCCAUGGUAACAUUAGGGUUGCCAGGAUGUCUCACAGGAACUGGGAACAGCACACUGAUCAUCGUAAUUCAUGGUGACGUAGGGGAUUAUACUACUUUACUUUUAUCAUCUCAUGAUAGUAUUUCUUCGGCUUCUACUCUUCUUUAAGUUUCCAUCUGGUUAGGAUCUGAGAAUAAUCAAGCCUGUGAGCUCUGGCCCUCCUGAGCCUUACAGAACCUGUUCAUCAGAGCUACUUUGGGUCAGUUGCUAUAUACAUCACAGCACAUCGAGGCCUUUGCAAAGGAGUAAAAGUAACACACACUCUAGUGUUUGCUUGGAUCUGUUGGGUUGUCACUAUAUCUUCGAGUAAAUGUCAUACAUGACUAACGUAAAUGUAACAUUAUAUAUUACUCUAGUAGUAUUAACACUUUGCAGUCACACAGCCAGCAGGACAAAGUACCCCAUCUGGUUACCCAACCAGGAGAGUGACUGCAACGGACUUCUCAGGCCUGGUGCAGAACUGUGCCAGGUGACUGGAACAGAUAAUUUUCACCGUCGCAUUAUUGCGCCAAGUGACUUCAAAGUGUUAAUGCAUAAUAAUGAAAAGGGCCUCAAAGUAGGUUUUACAGAUGUGCAAGACGUUGCUUCAUUCUGCUUAAUCCUAGUAAUGUACAUGCAAGUAAUGUGAAUGACGUCGAUACUUCAGCGACUGAUAGUGAGCAGUCUUAAGUGACAACACCCCAUACCUUAUGGAACAUGAUUCAGAGUUCAUUUGGUAAAUCAUGAGAAACUAAAGACAACAGUAAGCAAUAUUUUCCCACUGCAAGUUUGCCUUUAUUCUGUGAAUAUUGAUACUUGCCUAGAUAGGGAAUUGAAUGACAUUUUUUGCAGAUGAGUAGGCCUAUCUGUUGUCUUUAUUGAAUGCGAGGUGUAGAUUUCUCUCUCUGCCUAACAUAUGUAUGUGUGUGUGUCUGGAAAAAGGUCCGAGCUGUAGAAAAUUUUGGAUUUAUUAAAAUUAGGGCAUAUUCUUGUACCCACCUCAAUGCUGCACACACUGAUUUUUAAAUCGUUCAAAUAUCUUGAGUAGUCUUAGAUAUGCCACAGUUUGUAACAUGGGUGUAAAAACAAAGUUUGGAGAAAACCCAAUUUCUAGCACAUUUUAACCUUUGAUGAAGUUCAACAUACUGCAAAAAUAACUAAUAAUAGAAAAUAUUAAACUUUAGAAUAUUAUAAAUCCUUCAAUAUGUUAUUAAGAAAUUGUUAAACGUUAGUUUUCUGAUGGAACUAAAUUUUUUAGCCAUUUCACCCUGAAAUAGCUUUGCUGACAACUGGGACCGUUCUCAAGGUACAUACAAUACAAUGUAGACCUCUGGGGGGUUGUGUUUAUGUAGUUUGUAUGUAUAAUGAAAUAUGGGGUUAUGG
Molecule: messenger RNA, 2451 nt
Organism: Aplysia californica (California sea hare)
Lineage: Eukaryota; Metazoa; Mollusca; Gastropoda; Aplysiida; Aplysiidae
Product: DNA repair protein complementing XP-A cells homolog
Exons: 7
Coding region: 123-923 (266 amino acids)
Biological process (GO): UV-damage excision repair; nucleotide-excision repair involved in interstrand cross-link repair; base-excision repair
Cellular component (GO): nucleotide-excision repair factor 1 complex
Molecular function (GO): damaged DNA binding
Source: RefSeq, a predicted model, not a curated record